AUGGCUGUUCCGGUGAAAGAAAUCAGCGAUAGUAACGGAGUCAGUCGAGAAGAAUUUUCCCUCAACCAAUUGUCGCUGCCUCUUACGGUUGAAGAACCCUCGCCGGAGGUUUCGAUAAACGUGAAAUCGCCGUCGGAGGUUCAUUCUACACCGCCGAGGAUGACCGAUUCAGUUCGGAUUUCAAAUCCGCCGGAGGAAAAACAACGAAGAGAAGGUAUCGAAGCUGCUGAAGCUUUAAUGGCGGCAUCUCGAGCGAAUGUGAAUCGAAACAUCAAGGAAACUUGUGUGUGUGAGGAAUCCGCUGAGACUGUACCAAUGGUGAUCCAUUCACGUAGGACGCUGCUGAAUUCUUCUCAAGUGAAUGAUAAACUCAUCGAUACAUUCUGCGACACAACUGGUGGAGCCACUCGAGCAGAAGCAACCGCUUGCCUUAAUCUCUGCAAUUGGGAUGUAGGCCUAGCCGUCAACUAUUUCUUUGACCAUCCCUCCUCGCAUGGUGGGUUCUCAGAGGAAGAAACGCUCGCGGUGGUGGAAAUGAAUUGGCAGGAGAACAGUGGAAAUCAAGGUCACUCGAAAGAAGGCGAAAUCGGGAACUCUUCUAGUUCGGUUCAUGCGGACUCGACCAAGACGGGAAGGCCAUCUAACGAAGCUGGUCUAGUAAAUGUCCCUGUAGCUGUUUCUGGAAUUGCGACGUCUCAAGUGGUUGAAAAUUGGAAGCCUGAGGCUGUUGACGAAGAUCCAAGCACGUUGACAGGUCCUGAUCCUUUGGCCACCAAAGACAGGGUCAUUGUGGGGUCUCGAGCUGGGCCGGUUAUCACCGAGAUAACAUUACAAGUCUUAUUGCCCGAUGGUAGGAAUGGGAAAGAGGAGUUCAUGACUUUUAGAUCAGACCAAACCGUCAGAGACAUCCGCAAUAGGAUUCAAGAGUUGAGACCAGAUUGCAACAGAGACUACUACUUGACGUCUGUGGAAGGGGAGAUAUACAAUGCUUUGAAUACAACUGUACAGAGAAUUCAUUCUCGUGGUGCAACAAAGCUCCUCAAGGUCUUCUCCGAUUCGUAG
This is a messenger RNA of Arabis nemorensis, 1062 nucleotides long. The record is from the annotation of a GenBank genome assembly. Lineage: Eukaryota; Viridiplantae; Streptophyta; Magnoliopsida; Brassicales; Brassicaceae.